This is a messenger RNA of Plasmodium gaboni, 274 nucleotides long. RefSeq names its product putative proteasome subunit alpha type-4. NCBI's taxonomy places the organism in Eukaryota, Apicomplexa, Aconoidasida, Haemosporida, Plasmodiidae. The record is from RefSeq and is a predicted model, not a curated record. Gene Ontology annotation, biological process: ubiquitin-dependent protein catabolic process. Gene Ontology annotation, cellular component: cytosol; nucleus; proteasome core complex. The annotation marks the transcript as partial. The transcript has a single exon.
AUGGCUAGAAGAUAUGAUAGUAGAACAACUACCUUUUCUCCAGAAGGAAGGUUAUACCAAGUAGAAUAUGCUUUGGAAGCCAUAAAUAAUGCAAGUAUAACAAUUGGAUUAAUAACAAAAGAUGGAGUAAUAUUAGGAGCUGAUAAAGUUUUUAUAUCCAAAUUAAUUGAUAAAGCUAAUAAUUAUGAAAAAAUAUAUAAAAUUGAUAAACAUAUAUUUUGUGGUGUAGCAGGAUUAAAUGCAGACGCUAAUAUUUUAAUAAAUCAAUCUAGAU